This is a messenger RNA of Penicillium taxi, 333 nucleotides long. RefSeq lists its product as uncharacterized. The record is from RefSeq and is a predicted model, not a curated record. NCBI's taxonomy places the organism in Eukaryota, Fungi, Ascomycota, Eurotiomycetes, Eurotiales, Aspergillaceae. The transcript has a single exon. Bases 1 to 333 code for a protein of 110 amino acids.
AUGUCCCUAAGUAUAAGAUCCCUGUUAUUUGACCUUCGUUCUUAUGACACUGGAGGUGUCAGUCUUGCCGCCAUCUGCGUACGAAGAUCAGGUUCUUCGGUGGAGAUACUGCAAUUGUACUUUGUAGGAAGGUGGAGCGCCCGGGAGCGGGGUCUUCGGCCCACUUUCAUGUGUCUAUUCAAGUCGAGAACGCCGGUCGAGACUUCUACUUUCAUCCUAACCCGAAUUGGGCAGCCACGUGAUUCACCGGACAAGACUCUCGUCUGCAGCUGCCCAAAUUCGUGUCUUGGCCAAAUAGAAAUUACACGUAGGAUUUACUAUAAGGAAGCCUAG